This is a messenger RNA of Polychytrium aggregatum, 4046 nucleotides long. RefSeq lists its product as uncharacterized. The record is from RefSeq and is a predicted model, not a curated record. Bases 216 to 3992 code for a protein of 1258 amino acids. The transcript has 6 exons. Lineage: Eukaryota; Fungi; Chytridiomycota; Chytridiomycetes; Polychytriales.
GGCACGUCCUUGCCUCCUCGCCCUCCUGGAGCACGAAUUGGCAGCGGCAGUUCUUGUCCCAACUCUCUGCGGUCAAGUUCAUUCCAGCUCUGUCCCGCCCCAUUCUCCUCUGUUCAGAUUUGCCGACCUCUCCCUCCGCACCCACACGCCCUAUCGCUUUGGCAACCGAAGUUGCCCACCGCUUCCGAGAGCCGAUCCGUGUGAACGCGAAGACCAUGACCAGCACAGCAAUGCCGGCGCCACUGGACCAAAUCAUGCAUCAUCUUCCGUCGAUCGCCUUGAGCGCGAUCACCGCCGUGGUCGCUGUCGCUGUGAGCCAGGCUUUGAGAUCAUACGACGCCUGGGGUUUCGUGGUCGUCGGCCUUGCGGCGAUCGCGGCUGGCACAACAGGAGCCUUUGCCUGGUACUGCUGGUCAAUGAAGCAGCAGCAGUUGACGACGAAACAGAGAAAAGCGAAGGAGUUUCUGGAGACCCUCCAUCUCGACUCGUACUGGACAAAGUUCCUCGACAAGGGCUGGGACAGUAUGGAGCUGAUCCUCGCAAUGGACGAUCUUGCCCUUCAAGAUGUGGGGCUUCAGUUUGGCCACAUCUCCAAGUUCCAUCGGGCAGCCUCAAAGGCAAAGUCUGAGCUUUUUGACAAUGCGGCCGAGCCGACCCUCCCGGCACCGAGUCCAUCGGACCAGAUCGAGGUCUACAGCGCACCGAAGCAGCCGUGUCCUAUCAGUGUUCCUGCCAUCGCCGCUCCGUCAGAGAAGGAGAUGUCCGCCGAGCCCAGUUCCAGGCCCGAGCCUCCACCGCCUGUUUCGCAGCGGUCUUCGCUCAAACGGCAUGGCAUUCAUCCUCCUUUUCUCGCGGCGCCUGUAGCCACACCAGUCAUCAAUGUGAUGGGUCCGGCGGACGUCCUGGCGGUACCGGGCGAGACGGCGGCGGGUGGGGCCCAGUUUCCAAGGGUGGCCCUCUCUCCGAGCGUCGCCACUCUUGUUGCAGGCAGCAACAUAGAGAUCACAAGUCCGAAAGAGCAAUACUCCGACGCCGAGCCCAGCAUCGACAAUCAAGAUGCAGCAGCAGUAUUCAAGGCGGAUGGCUUGACGCCUUUGUCGCUUGAUUUGACGGCCGAUGCUCUGGUGAGCCAAUUGAAAAGCGGGCCUCAGCCAGACUCUGCGGUCCAAGUCUCGCCAAGUCAAGGAAACCCGUGCUCCCCUCCUCCGAUGUCGAUAUCCAACUCGGAGCGCAGUUUGGACACAAUCAAGGACGGCAGCAACCAAGUUAGUGGUGCGAACGAGUGCCAACGGGAGGGAGACACCGCCGAUCCAGUCGUAUCUCAAGAGCAUGUGCUGGAUGCGACGAAGCAGAUCCGGGACCUCGAGGUCGCCGACUGGCGAUGUGCGAACCAGGUGUGCGACCAUGACUUUUUCAUGAGCUAUCGAGUCCGGAACGACAAGGAAUCUGUGCGUGCGCUCUAUUGUGCCAUGAUGGCCAAGCCCCACAGCUACCACAUCUACUUUGACGAGCUGUGUCUAAACAAUGGACAAGACUGGGAAAUCGGAUUCAUCAACGGACUCAAGCGAUCCAAAGUCAUCUUGCUCUUCGUGUCCGAGGGAGGGCUGGAGCGGAUGAAGCUGGCCCACGAGCAGCCCGAUAACUUGUUGCUGGAGUGGGAGCUUUCUCUCGAUCUCGAAAACGCGAUUGUCCAGCCGAUCCUCAUCGACCAGAUCGUUCAGAUCGACGACGAGACCUACUCCAAGCCGUUCUUCCCUCUUCUCAGCGAGUUUCCCGACAAGAUGCCGAUCCAUCCGCGCAGCUCCAGGAAAAAAACGAUUCGGAGAAUUCUCGAGGACUUGAUGAAGAAACAGGCCGUGAAACUGUCGUACUCUGGUGGUGCUCGUCAACUGGUGUCGUCUGUGUUGGAGCUGCGUGCCAAACUACAGCAUGCUUGUGAAUCCAAGACGACUGAAAAGCCAGCGAUACAGAGCUUGAUGUUGACGGCCAAAGAAGAAACCCAACUCCUCUCGCUCCUGCGACCCUUUCACCAAACUGCCGAGCUCCAGGCCCAGCGCGAGCUAUACGCCAAAGACACGCGGCUGUGGCUAUGUGAAGAGGUCAUGGAGUGGGUCGAGAAGGGACAGGGCUUGCUCUGGUGGAUCAUGGGCGAAAGUGGCAUUGGCAAGUCCGUGUUCAGUUCGCUGUUGAUUCACGAGCUCAAGGCACGCGGCCAGCUGGCAGGGUAUUACUUCUGCAAGGGCAACCACGAAGAGCGAAGCAGAGUCCGCAAUCUGAUCCAGACCCUGGUCUUUCAAAUGGCCUUGUGGAAUGCCGCAUUUGGGCGACAGAUCCUGUCGAGCGGAUGGAGUCUGUCGGGGAUGGAAUGCUUGAACUCGGCCGAUCUGUUCGGCUGCUUGAUUACCGGCUCACUCAGACAGCUCAGAAAGAAUGGACAGAAGGACAAACUCAAAGGUGUCUUUGUGAUCGAUGGGCUGGACGAGUGUCCUGAACGAACGCAACUACUUGACAUCUUGACGCGGGACGGCGCAGAGGCAUCGCUGUCGGGGCUCAAGUUUUUGCUGACAGCCCGGUCGGAUACGGGCAUCCAGGGUGCAGUCCCGGCAACGGCACAAACCGUCCUGGAUCCACGAUCAAGCAGGAAUAGAGAAGACGCCAUGAUCUACAUCGUCAGGCAGCUCAAGAGCCAUGUUGAUCAAGCGGACAUCAGCGCCGUGGCUCAGCAGAUGCUGGAGCAGUCCAAGGGCAAUUUCAUGUGGAUCCGGCUGGCAACAGACACUCUUCUAAAACAAGACGAGUCCCAGAAGAAAGGAGUCAAAGCCAAGAUCGGGGCCUUCUUCAAAAACAUCCGAGACAAGAGUCCACUGUCCCGAAAAAGGUCAUUGCUGGAUGAUUCUGACCGCGAGCCGCGGAUCCGGCUGACCACGGGACACUUGCAUCCUUUUCGCAAGCUGGACAUUAACCAGCUUUACGGACGGAUUUUUGACGCACUCUUUGAGAUCCCACGCGACGCCCCAGCGAAGGCACCAGAGCGCGAACAGCUCCAGAGCCUUCUCCGGGUCCUUGGUGCUGCAAUGGAACCCAUGAGAUUGCAGGUGCUCAUGGACUUUACCGGCUUGAGCCGGCAAGAUAGCAAGAAGUACAUUCGGAAGCUCAGCCUGGUGGUUUGUCCGGAGAUCUUCCAGAACUGGAAUGCCAACGUCGUUGAGUUCAACCACAGGCUUGUGACAGACUUUCUGAGCAAUGUUUUCCUGACAGCCAACAAAGAAUACAGCCUCGUCAACGGCUACCACGCCCAGAUGGCAAUCGCGUCGCUCGAGCUGAUUCUGAAGCAGCCCAAGCCAGCCAACAUCUGCGGACUCAAGAGAAAGCACGACGAGAUUGCCGACAUUGACGAGCUCGUCGAACGACACAUCUCGAGAUCAGUCAAGUACAGUUGCAUCUACUGGGUUGACCACAUUGCGCGCGCAAAGGAGAUGAACAAGCUGAACCGAAGCCAGGAAGGCCAAGUGUGUGUGCUGGUGCGUCAGCUUCUUUCAUCGCAUUUACUCUACUGGAUCGAAGUGCUGUCACUCGUGAACGAGCCUACGAUGGCGCUGCGAAAGCUCCAGCAACUCAAGAGACUCCUAUUGUUCGACUCGGCCCGACAGCCUCUGGCUGCGCUGACGAACAAGGACAGCGUGGUCGAUCUUGCAAUUCGACAGCUUGUGGUGCACCAGGAUGCGAUCGCCCAGUUCGCACCCGAGCUCUAUGUGGUUCUGGGAAACUGCUUCGUGGAGCAUACGGACAGUUGGUCCAGCCCACGUUGUCUGUGCGUCCCAUACGCCCUGGAUUUGGACGAUCAAACGGGGUCAUUUAUCGCCGAACGAAUGCGGCGCGGUGCGCGAAUGCCCAUGGAAUCGGCCAUGGAGGAACGCAAGGGAGACGGAGGGGGGUCUCGAGCUGGACGCCCAUCGCGCCACCCAUGCUGCCCAAACUGCGUGAUGCUCUGAGGAAUCCGAGAGAAUACACCCAAGCGCAGGUUCUUGGAAUCUGUGGUGAGAAAA